AUGUCGUAUCACGGGUCUUGGAUACUUUCUGCCGCAAUAUUGGCGGAUGUACACCUACGAAGUGUUCGUGCUGACUGCUAUGCCAGAGAUGGCGUUUUGGCAAGCGAAUCCCCAUCAUAUAGCGACACCGAACCCUUCUCCUGCGGUAGAGGUACAAACAACUGCUGCCUUUCCGAUGAACAAUGUAAUGAUCAAUGGAUCAUCAUGAACUAUUGCGGAUACAACAUAUAUUGCGACAGUUCAUCCGAUACCUGCUGCGAAACCGGCCCAACAUACUUCAUCGAUCCCAUGACAGGCGAGGUCAAGAAUGCCAGCGAGGAUGGCUCAAAUUUCGUACCAACCUGGUGGGGAUUGGUUAGUACGAGUUUACCUGCUACAGUUUCUACGAUAUAUCCGCAGUCCACAGACUUUGUCUCUACUACUUCCUCCCUCGCCACCUCUUCUGCGUCUGAGACUAGUACCACGUCUCCGAGCUCGCAAUCAACACCACAGCCACACACUCACCUAUCUCCCAGCGCUACCGUAGGGAUCGGCGUGGGAUGCGGAGUCGCAGUCAUUGCAGUAGGUAUCCUUGCGUGGCUGCUUAUUUUCCGGCGCAAGAAGUCCAAGUCGCAGGACGUGAUAGAAGAUAGCGCUUAUGUGCCGCCGGAGCACCAGGCGAGUAUGGUUGCAACCGAAAAGUAUCCCCAGAUGAGCUAUGUACAGCCGUAUGGGGAACAUGAGGUAACGCACGAGUUGGAUGAGGGGCGACCGAUGGCAGAAUUGCAUUCGAAUGUUGUGAAAAAUGAGGGUAGUAAGCAGUAG
Bipolaris oryzae ATCC 44560 is the source of this 804-nucleotide messenger RNA. RefSeq lists its product as uncharacterized. The coding region runs from base 1 to 804 and encodes 267 amino acids. NCBI's taxonomy places the organism in Eukaryota, Fungi, Ascomycota, Dothideomycetes, Pleosporales, Pleosporaceae. The record is from RefSeq and is a predicted model, not a curated record. The transcript has 4 exons.